AUGACCAUCGGCUCGCUCGAGCUGCUGGCAAGCAUUGAUGCUGGAACAGGCAUCUGUAGCCUUCAUCAUAAUGAAUACCACCCGGAACCAUUCGAGUACCGACCCGAACGGUGGAUCAUCGGUGAGAACGGCUCAACGAAAAAGUCAGUAGCUCGGGAGCGGAGCGCGUUCACCCCGUUUUCGAGUGGUCCUCGCAGUUGUGUAGGCAAGGGGUUCGCAUAUCAUGAACUGACAUUAACAUUAGCUCAUGCCUUGCUUCCGUUUGACUCUCAGCACGUGGAUGGGUCAAAGAAAAAGGAGUUUUCACUGAGAGAUCAUGUCACUGGAGCAAAAACAGGCCUUUCUUUGCGUUUUACUUUACGGCAGCAGCAAUAA
Messenger RNA from Aspergillus alliaceus, 375 nucleotides. RefSeq names its product cytochrome P450. Lineage: Eukaryota; Fungi; Ascomycota; Eurotiomycetes; Eurotiales; Aspergillaceae. Gene Ontology annotation, molecular function: heme binding; monooxygenase activity; oxidoreductase activity, acting on paired donors, with incorporation or reduction of molecular oxygen. Bases 1 to 375 code for a protein of 124 amino acids. The transcript has a single exon. The record is from RefSeq and is a predicted model, not a curated record.